Molecule: messenger RNA, 714 nt
Organism: Dinoponera quadriceps
Lineage: Eukaryota; Metazoa; Arthropoda; Insecta; Hymenoptera; Formicidae
Exons: 6
Coding region: 1-714 (237 amino acids)
Biological process (GO): sensory perception of taste
Cellular component (GO): dendrite; axon; neuronal cell body
Source: RefSeq, a predicted model, not a curated record
AUGAAAUCCUUCUACAUCGCUUUUAUGCUUGAAUAUGCUUCUUAUGUCAAUCUCCUCGAAGACCUCUUUAUUGCCAGCGUUCUCGGAUACAUAGAACUGAAAUUUGAUCAAAUCAACGAACACGUUCGAAAGCUGGGCAGCGAUAAGAAGUUUAUAAUACAAGAGGCGUGGGAACAUUCCGAGAUACGUUCGUGUCAAACAUGUGCAAAAUCCGUAAGCAACGAAUGUAUCACAUGGAUCGUAAUACAUCUCCAUUUAGAAUUACGUAAAAUAUCUCGCGAGUUGAACACAAUAUUUGGAUUGCAAAUGACCGCUAAAAUGAGCACUUAUUUCGCUUUUAUAGCGCUGUGCUUUAGCGAGAUUUUCAACAUAAUGAUGAUUCGCAAUUACGAUCAUAAAGGCACGCUAUACUUAAUCUUAGUCAUAACGUACCUUAUUCUAUUUAUUUUCAAACUCCUCAUCAUUAAUUAUAUGUGCGAGAAAGUCAGCAUCAAGGCAAACGCAACAGGGGAUCUUAUAAAUAGAAUAUCGUAUUGCACUUAUGAUAUUGUGGUUCACGAAAAUAUUUUGCAACUUUUAUUGCAAAUUACUCAAGCUCCGGUCAAAUUCUAUGGACUUGGACUUUUCCAAUUUGGCUUAAAAUUUCUUCAUGGGUUUUGCAGCUCUGUUGCAACCGUUAUAGUUAUAUUAGUACAAUCGCACAUUAAUAAAUAA